Penicillium argentinense is the source of this 1095-nucleotide messenger RNA. Its product is annotated as tyrosine-protein phosphatase. The record is from RefSeq and is a predicted model, not a curated record. NCBI's taxonomy places the organism in Eukaryota, Fungi, Ascomycota, Eurotiomycetes, Eurotiales, Aspergillaceae. The transcript is spliced from 3 exons. Gene Ontology annotation, biological process: dephosphorylation. Gene Ontology annotation, molecular function: phosphoprotein phosphatase activity. Bases 1 to 1095 code for a protein of 364 amino acids.
AUGGCCCGCCAGUCCAGCGUUGAUCUGGACUCGCCCGAUCGCCCCUUCGAUAACAUCAUUAACUUCCGUGACGUCGGUCGGUCGAUCAAUCAGUUCUGCGGCGCCAGGAUUUUGAAGGAAGGUGUUUUGUUUCGCAGCGCUAGGCUCGAUGAUGCCUCCGAACGAGAUAAGCGGCGUCUCGCUGAAGAACUGCACAUUAAAACGGUGAUCGACCUACGAUCUCAGUACGUUCUUUCCUAUCCUUCACUGAUGCUGAGCCCGACUAACCGCCGCCUGGCGAUUAGAACAGAACACCAAAUGGCAACCCGCAAGCGACGCGCAGAGAACGCCAGCUCCUCCGAGGAUGGCCCUACCGAUGUCGACGCCGCCCAAGCCUCCGUACCUCUCGACGCAGACGAACACCUUCUCCAAAUUCCAGAAUCACAGCGUGCUCUAAUCAGCCUGACGGGUAAAGGCUUUGAGCGGGCUUUGUUGUCGAAAUUGGACUGGACGACGUAUUUGUAUGUUCCCCCCCUCCCCCAAAACCACCCCCGCAGUACAGCAUCCACCGAGCUAUUACUGAUGCCAUGGAUUCUUUCAAUUAGGCGGGUGCUUGGUCUGGUGGUCUCAGGCUAUCGCCCCGACGCAGUCCGUAUUAUUGGCGAACAAGUGAUGCAACCCCGCGGGCUCAUAGGUCUGGCGCAAGAUACGCUGGACUCAAGCGCUGCCGAGAUCCGCUCUGUCUUUGACCUCCUCGCACGUGAAGAUUCAUACCCUGCUCUUGUGCAUUGUACCCAGGGCAAAGAUCGGACGGGUUUGGUUAUUCUCAUGACGCUACUGCUCGCGGGCGAGAAGGUGUCGGAGGCUGCGCUUACAGAUGACUACGUUCGAUCGGAGCUCGAGCUUGUCCCUGAAUUCGAGGAGCGCAUGAAGGAAAUUCGGGCGCUUGGUCUUGGUGAAGACUACACUCGCUGCCCGCCCGGUUUCGUGGGAACGACGACCGAAUACCUCGAGAACAAAUAUGGUGGUGUCAGUGGAUAUUUGACUUCGAUCGGCAUUAAUACGCAGAAGCAGGAGUUUAUCCGACAGAUGAUUUUGCCUCAGGAGGCUGCGUGA